AUGGGCCGGGCCGGGCCGGACGCGGUGAGAGGCUCCGGUGGAUCAGGGCGGGCGGGGCGGGCGCGCUGGCUGGGGAUUCGGUGCCGGGGGGUCCAGGCCGCGGCCUCGCACCCGGGAGACAGUGACUGGGCCUGGGGUUGGCGGAGCUCGGGGAGCCGGGCCUGGGCCUGGGGUCGGGUCUGCGCCGGGUCCCGCCGCCGCCGCAACACGACCAUCAAUCUCGGAUUAAAGCUUUGGCGACUGCCUCUUGCACACGAUCAGUUCGUUGGUCCUCCAGGUUGCGGAGACGCAUGUAAUUGCGCCCGACCUUCGCAGGACCGUCUCGGCUCAACGCGACCACGAGGCCGUCGCACCCACAGCGGGGAGCAGUCCUACACCUGCGCCCAGUGCGGCAAGGGCUUCACCUACUCCAGCAGCCUGCUGAAGCACCAGCGCGCCCACACUGGGGAGCGGCCCUACACCUGUGUCCAGUGCGGCAAGGGCUUCACCUACGCAAGCAACCUGCUGAAACACCAGCGCACCCACACUGACGAGCGUCCCUACAUCUGCGCCCAGUGCGGCAAGGGCUUCAACCGCUCCAGCAGCCUGCUGGAGCACCAGCGCCUCCACACUGGCGAGCGCCCCUACACCUGCACCAAGUGCGGCAAGGGCUUCACCCAAUACGGCCAACUGCUAAUGCACAAGCGCACCCACACCGGCGAGCGCCCCUACACCUGCGCCCAGUGCGGCAAGGGCUUCACCCACUCCAGCAACCUGCUGGUGCACCAGCACUUCCACACCGGGGAGUGGCCCUACACUUGUGCCCAGUGCAGCAAGGGCUUCACUCGCUCCACCAGGCUGCUGUUCCACCAGCGGGUGCACGCCGGAGACUGUUCAGUCCCCAGCCCGAAUGAACCUUAA
This is a messenger RNA of Amblyraja radiata (thorny skate), 900 nucleotides long. RefSeq names its product zinc finger protein 239-like. Gene Ontology annotation, biological process: regulation of transcription by RNA polymerase II. The coding region runs from base 1 to 900 and encodes 299 amino acids. The transcript is spliced from 5 exons. The record is from RefSeq and is a predicted model, not a curated record. NCBI's taxonomy places the organism in Eukaryota, Metazoa, Chordata, Chondrichthyes, Rajiformes, Rajidae. Gene Ontology annotation, molecular function: DNA-binding transcription factor activity, RNA polymerase II-specific; RNA polymerase II cis-regulatory region sequence-specific DNA binding.